Abrus precatorius (Indian licorice) is the source of this 1230-nucleotide messenger RNA. Its product is annotated as heavy metal-associated isoprenylated plant protein 36-like. The coding region runs from base 87 to 935 and encodes 282 amino acids. The transcript has 3 exons. Gene Ontology annotation, molecular function: metal ion binding. The record is from RefSeq and is a predicted model, not a curated record. Lineage: Eukaryota; Viridiplantae; Streptophyta; Magnoliopsida; Fabales; Fabaceae.
AACCAACAAACACACUCACACACACUGAGAUCAACUUUCCUCGUCCCUUACUUUCUACUCCAUCAAGGUACCAACCAAACUACCAAAUGGCAGCCAAGCCAACUGAAGAAGCUCUUCAUGGAGAAACCCUCAAGUACCAGACCUGGGUUUUGAAAGUAUUGAUCCACUGCGAUGGCUGCAAGAAGAGAGUCAAGAAAAUUCUUCAAGGAAUAGAUGGAGUUUAUACAACAGAGGUUGAUUCUCGGCAGAACAAGGUUACGGUCACUGGUAACGUGGAUGCUGAAACUCUCAUCAAGAAGCUUUCAAGAUCAGGGAAGCUAGUGGAGCUUUGGCCAGAAAAACCUGCAGAGAAAAAGGAUAAUAAGAAGUCUGGAAAAUCCAAAGGUGGUGGUGAUGUUAAUAAGGACAAGGAAGACCAAAAGAAUAGUGAACCAGUUCCCGAUGGUGGUUUCAAUGAGGAUUGUGUAGACGCAGCUGGUGAAGAUUCAGACAAAGAAGGUGGAUGUGAGGAAGGGAAUGGUGGUGGUGAAGGUGGCCAAAAGAAGAAAAAGAAGAAAAAGAAGAAGAAGAAGGUGGAAAAUGGUGUUUCUGCACCUAAUAAUGGAGGAGGAGAAGAAGUUAGUAAAGUUGAUGCGUUAGUCCCUUCAAAUUUGGCCUCUUCCUUGGCUCCUAAGGAUCUUAUUAGCCCUCCAAUUCAGCAUGCUUACCCUUAUCCACCUGUGUAUUAUUCAACUCCUCCUGCAUAUGGUUUAAGCUAUAACACAGCAUAUCCUAUCUCUAGUGCUUCAUAUUAUGUUGGUGCCCCCACCAUGCCUAUGCAUGGUUACACUACUGCAUACUCUAGAAUGCCGCCACCUCCUCCACCGUCUGAUCCAAUCAAGCUCUAUGGUGAUGAUGAGGAUGAGUACGAAGGUGGAUAUUGCUCCAUUAUGUGACAAACCACAACAAAAUGGAGGAUGAUGUACUAGCUAGCUUAUUACUUGUUAGUGCUAAUACUCGGGAAGUGGGGAUUUAAAUUUUGUAAUAUGGGCUACGAAAUUAGAAAUUAACUAGUUGAAAAAAAUAAUGGGGACAAAAAAUAAAAAGAGGGUAUUUGCAGGUAUGGAGGGUCUUCAAUGCUUUGUCUUUGUUUCGCUCUCUCUCUCUCUCUCUUUUCUCCCUUGUUAAAAGUACGGCUUUUGGGGUUUGCUAAAGAAAGGCCAAUCUCCUUGUAAUGCAGUGCAAUUUGUA